This is a messenger RNA of Arabidopsis lyrata subsp. lyrata, 2376 nucleotides long. RefSeq names its product F-box protein At2g23160. The coding region runs from base 42 to 686 and encodes 214 amino acids. The transcript has a single exon. The record is from RefSeq and is a predicted model, not a curated record. Lineage: Eukaryota; Viridiplantae; Streptophyta; Magnoliopsida; Brassicales; Brassicaceae. Gene Ontology annotation, molecular function: protein binding.
AGUUUUUAACACAGAUCUCUUUCUACGUUCAAUCGCAAAUCAUGAAUUCAUCAUCUCCCAUAUCGAUUGAUCUCAUCCAGGAGAUAUUGUCGAGAUUGCCUUUAAAGUCAGUCGCUAGGUUUCAUUGCGUGUCGAAGCUAUGGGCGUCAGUGCUAGAUAGUCCAUAUUUCAAAGAGUUGUUCUUGACCAGGUCCUCGGCUAAGCCGCGCCUCUUAUUCGCCACCAUAGAAGACGGUGUGUGGAGGUUCUUCUCAUUGCCUCAGCUUCAGAAUCCAUAUGAGAAGUCGUCGUCUCUUGUACCAGCCGCCGAAUUUCAUGUGAAGUUCCCUCCAAACAAUAUGCGGAUCGGUCAUAAUAAAGACCAACGAUAUUUUCAAUAUGGUUACGCUUCUGGUUUGAUCUAUUUAAAUGGUGAUUCGGACGACGAUAGACCUGUGAUAUGUAACCCCAACACAGGAGAGUAUGCAAUCUUACCUUAUCUAAAACGUUACAGAAAAACGUAUAGCUUUUUGGUGUUUGAACCGAUUGACAAGCAAUUCAAGGUACUGUUCAUGGCUUAUCAAUCUGGUUGCGAUCAUAAUCAUAAAAUUCUUACCGUAGGAACUGGAAAUAUGAAGUGGAGAACCAUAAAAUUUUCCUUGGGGCAUGAAAUUGCGAGUGAAGGGAUAACCAUCAAUGGGGUCUAGUAUUACUUAGGUGACACGAGCUUUUGGCUUAAUCAUGAUCAUGAUGUAGAGUCUGAUUAUGUGAUAGUUUGCUUUGAUAUUAGGUCUGAAACAUUCACUUUUUUUGAGAUAGAAGGGUUUUGUAGAUUGAUAAAUUAUAAGGGUAAAUUAGCUGUGAUUUAUUUCGAGGAUGAUGUCGACUAUCAAUCGUUUGGUUAUCGUAAGAAGAAUUAUGUCGAAGCUGAUGCCAUUAAUGAUUUGCAUGUGUGGGUUCUGGAGGAUAUGGAGAAACAGGAAUGGUCGGAAUAUGCCUACACUUGGACCGAUGAUAUAUUCUUCCGUCGUCGUCACGUUUCCGUUGCUCCAGCCACUGCUUUCGGUGAAAUAGUUUUUUCGAUGUGUGAGUAUACUCCUGGACAACCGUUUUAUGUUUUCUACUUCAAUCCCGAAAAGAACACUCUCCAACGUGUUGAAAUCCAAGGUUUUGGUGAAGCCUUUUGUAGCGUUUACACCUUUGUAGACCACGUAGAAGAUCUUAAUGUUAACGAUUUAAAAAUACUCAAGCCAUUCAAUGCUCCAUUUGUGAAGAAAAAAGAAUCAGAAUCAGAUUAUUCAAAUUUAGAUUAUUCAGAUUCAGAAUGAGAUUGAGAAGGGAUAAGGAGAAGAAGAUAGAGACGAUGAUUGGAGUUAGGUGAAAGCAAUGGGCAUGUGAUUUUGUGCUCUUUUGAUAUGUACCCUUUUCAUUUUUAAUGAAGUAAGUUUUUGAUUUCAAAUUAAGUGUUCGUCACUAAAAUCGACGCUUGGAAAUUCAAUAUUUGAUUCGUUUCCGAUAUGUGAGGAUUAGUUAUCUCCUUGCUAAUGUUGAUCUCGAUAUUCACAAGUAUCCGAUAGUGUUUGAUCAUGGCGGAUCAUAAAAUAGCUCGUGCAUGAGCUGCUGCUUUUUUGAAGCUCUUAUUAUUUUUCAAAUUGGCAGGUCACAUGAAGUGAGAUCAUUAUAUCCAAAGUUGUAUAAGGUUGCGAAAUCGUUUUCUCUCGUCUUGCAGUGAUUUCUCUGUCUAUAUAUGAGCUUGAAGAGCAUGGUCGUUGGAAUGGAGUGUUGAUUAUGGACCACAUUGAUCCUCUGCUUCCGUAAAUGGUAGAUUGAUGCAUGAGUGACAUUUUUUCUUAGUAUAGAAGGUCUUUAAUGCAAACAAGUGGACGUCAAUCAGUUUCUUCUCUGCGAGGUCUUAAUUAGGACAUUCCAUAUGUCUUUGAGGAAGAAAAGGCAUUACACGUAAUAGAAUUAACAACCCAACUCUACUCAUCUUGAUUUGCAGAGCUGUUUAAUUUGGGACGCUAACUGUAGUUAAGUAAGCUAAAGGAAUCCUUUACCUUAGACUUAAGAGGAAUCCUCAAUUGUCUAGGCACACCAGAAACUAGUAAAAAAAAUGAAAAUUAUGCCAGAGUGCCCGGAGAAAAGCAUUUUAUAUGAGAAUAAAAGCCAAAUGAAGCUCAGACAAACACUACAAGAAAACAUAGCGAGUGAACCAAGACAAGUUGAGUUUAUGAUAUUUUCACCAUUUGCAUUAUAACAAAGUUCAGUGAAAAAUCCUAACCAAGACAAGGGAUUUUAAUUUAGAUUUGGGAGCUGUAGUCAGAGAACAUAACACGUAAGAAAGAUAGGUUACGGAAUAAGGGUAGUGGUUCACAUCUUAAACAGUCAUAGAUGAAC